UGCGGUGGAGGUGGCGAGGUGGGACUCCGUGCGGAAGCGAUGGAGGCCCCGUAGAAGCGACCGAGUCGGUCGGAAGAGAAAAGAGACAAGGCCGCGCCAUUUUGGAUCAGUCGUUAAUUUUUGCGUGGAUGCGGCGUUAAUUUUUUUCAAAACACCUCCGCACGUCUGCUGCGAUCCGAUCGGCGCUUCUGCGCUUGCCAAUCGGCCGAAAAGACGAUUUCUGGCCAUGUCGGCGCCCGAAGAGAAAAUGGAAGUGGAUGGAGAGGCGGUCGUUGACCUCAGCGUCGGUCCGACAGCGCCUGCACGCCCACCGCCGCCACCGCCGCCGCCGCCCAGCGAGAAUGGAGGGGGCACACAAUCAGCGGAGGACCUGAGCAGGAGCGCCGACGCCGCUGCCAUGAGACCUCCGGCGUCUCGUGCCAAGGACUACGAGGAGCAGCACCAUCCGCGCCGCAAUUUGCGUCCAAGACGCGAGAGGAGCUACGCUGAGAGCCCGGAUAUUAUAGUUUUAUCGGACGAGGAGCCGCGGAUCAAUGGAUUCGCCAACGGCUAUGAAAGUGACAGUGACGACGCUGAAAUGCCUCCACUGCCCCCAAUCAAGGAAUUAUCAGCUGAAGAACUGGCCACAAAGGAGCGUCUGAUUCGCAAUUUACGUGAAGAGUUGCGCAAUGAAGAAAUGAAGUUGGUGCUGCUGAAAAAACUAAAGCAGUCGCAGCAGAUGAAGGAAAACAUCGCGGUCAUACCGCCGGUCACUCAGGCCCCUCCUGUCGUCACCAAACUCACAUCCUCAGUCACACUGACCCCCAAACUACCCCCGCCAGCACAGCAGGCCGCCCAACCGGUUCCGCCGGCCAUGGUGCGAAGUUCAAAACAGCCACCAGCGCCUUCGGUACUGCCACCACCCCACCGAGGAUAUGGAAGCUCAUCAGGACGUUAUGAGCAAACAAGCCAGAGCCGCAGCUCGCAGAACCUGCCGCCGCCGCUCUUAGGCAUGGGCGGCAGUCGCUCAAACAGUGCAGCCAUGCAGCAGAUGAUGGCCCAGCAGCAGUCUCUGCUCAGGGGCCAGAACAUGGUUGGAGGCCGGAAUCCGGUCAACACGCCGCCGAAUGUCGUCAUGGGAUACCCCAUGGGCGCCACGGAACGCGCCCCCAAAGAGUCCCACCACUCGCCAGCGACACAACAGCUUAUGGGAAAUGUGGAUUCAAAAAUGGGUAAUAUAGGUGCAACCAUGCAACAAUUGCCGCAAGAGCAGGAGAGAAGUCGAUCAGAAGACAACCAAACACCAGCACAACGGCAGGCAGCCGCCAAGCUGGCUCUGCGGAAACAAUUGGAAAAGACGCUCUUACAGAUUCCCCCGCCAAAACCUCCGCCGCCGGAGAUGCACUUCAUCCCGAACCCGUCAAACGCUGAGUUCAUCUACCUGCUCGGUUUGGAGCACGUGGUUGACUACAUCACCAAAGACCAGAAGGCGCCGCCGCAGCCGCCAGACCCGUUCCAGUGCUCACAGUGCGAGACGGACUUCACACCAGUGUGGAAGUGGGAGAAGAGCUCGAAGAGCGACCACAAGCGGCGCCAGCAGCUCAGCAUGGGCCACCAGACGAGUGGAAAAGAGCUGCGGGUCAUCUGCGAGCAGUGCGUGACGACGAACGUGAAAAAGGCGCUGAAAGCCGAGCACACGAACCGGCUGAAGACGGCCUUUGUGAAGGCGUUGCAGCAGGAGCAGGAAAUCGAGCAGCGCAUGGCGCAGGGCGCCGACUCUCCCUCGCCAGUGGCCGCGCCGUCGCCCAAACCGCCAACCCCGGUGCCCACGGCGCCACCGCCGCCACCGCCGCCACAGCAGCAGCAGAGGCAGCAGCAGUCGACGCCGCCGUCGCGUGCCGACCGCGAGCGGGAGCAGCGAGAGGCGGCGCUGGUGGCCGCGGCGGCGGCCGCCCAGUUCCCCAAGUUCGCCGACCCGUCCAAGAUCGCGGCCGCCCUGGCCGCCGCGGCCGCCUCGAACCCCGCGGCCGCCCUGCAGGCGGCGCACCAGCAGUUGCUGCGCAUGCCGCAGCACCAGGCGGCGCCGCUGCCCGCGCACAUGCUGCCCUUCUCACCGCUGCUCUACCCCUACCAGCUGGCCAUGGCGCAGGCUGCCGGCGGCAAGGGGCCCGUCGCGGCCGCCGCGGCCAACCUUGUCGAGCUGCAGCGCCAGGCGGCCGACCUGCACAGACAGUACCUGCUCGACAUGAUCCCCUCCAACUCGCUGCAGCAGGGCUCGCGCGGCGGCAUGAACUGGAAGACGUGAUCUGGCCCCCGCCGAGCGUCCCAAAACUGACCAACCUGACUUUCCGCCUCACCAGCGACACGAGUGUAUGUACACGGCGCGGCUCGUCACUAGUCAAGGCAGCCACUCGACACAACCGUGCAUUGCCAGGUUUUUUAUCCGCUUUUCCUUUCAAGGGUUGCUUGCACUCUCGUACCGAGAAUAUUUUAGCCAAUUUUCUUUCUCGCCCGAAGAAAGAACUUUGUGCGGCGCUUUUGUCCUCCUCUUAAUGGAAAAUUAGUCCUUUUUUCUGACUUUCCGAUUUUAAGAAAUUUGCUUUUGAGAAUUGAUGAUUUGCUCGCACAACAAAAUUUAAUAAAACAAUAAUUUCUUUCUAAUAAGAAGUCUGAAAACUCUUUUAAUUUACGUUAGUGCUAUUGGCUUGAAUCUUGUAAUAUAAAUAUUCCUUUUCUGGAACUGCCGGGAUUCCAUUACUAAUUCCGUUCCUUAUAUUAGAACACAAUCUGACUGGGUUUUAGUUUUUGGUUUCUUUUCAUGACGUGAACCAGGCUGAAAUUGUUUGAUUCGACGAUUUUAGUUAUGUUGUAGCAUCUUCACAAUUUGAAAUUAAUAUCUGGCAAUAUCCGAUGACGCGAAUUGUGAUGCGCCUUGACGCGUGAAACAGCCGCAGACAUGGUGUCCACUGGCUCAAAUCUGUCUGCGUGAUUGUGUUUUUUUGCAAGCGAUUUGCUAGUGUUUUCCUCACUCUCGUUUCUAAAGACUAACUUGCGACUCGUUACGUUGAGCUCUAAUUGUGAUACUCUAUUCUAUGACAUGAGGACUGUUUCUUGUCGCACUGCUCCUUUCAUAAAGGGGCCCACUUUAAAAAGCCAAAUUCAAUUCCACCGCUGAGUAAUAUUUGAGUAUUAUUUAUCGCCCGUAUUUAUAUUGUUAGUUAUGCUUUGGUGUUAUUCUAUUCCUGAUUCAAAUACGUUGUUUGAUGUUGUCUUCAAGUUGAACGCACUUCUUGGUCAUUUUAAUCCAUUAACGAGUCGUAUAAUCUAAGUAAUGAGCGUUAAACACACACACACACACACACACACGUUAGGGAGUGCAAGGUGAUUUUCAGCAGCACGAAUGUUCGUGUCACAGUCGCGAAUCCACUAGGGCGUAUUUCUACUUGGUAAGAUUUCAAAUCUCUUUGUCUCAUCAUGUAAAUUGUAGGGAUCUGAAGGAAGCGCGUAAAUUCAUUGUAGAUUUCUUAAAAUAAAGUACUGUGAACUCUUUUAUUUAAA
Cloeon dipterum is the source of this 3537-nucleotide messenger RNA. It is a transcript of the gene simj, whose product is annotated as simjang. The coding region runs from base 227 to 2284 and encodes 685 amino acids. Gene Ontology annotation, biological process: negative regulation of transcription by RNA polymerase II. The record is from RefSeq and is a predicted model, not a curated record. The transcript has 8 exons. Gene Ontology annotation, cellular component: NuRD complex. Lineage: Eukaryota; Metazoa; Arthropoda; Insecta; Ephemeroptera; Baetidae.